Symbiodinium sp. CCMP2456 is the source of this 3981-nucleotide messenger RNA. The record is from the annotation of a GenBank genome assembly. Lineage: Eukaryota; Dinophyceae; Suessiales; Symbiodiniaceae.
AUGUCUCGUCGUGUCUACGAAAGCAGAACAGUACACACAGUCGGCUCCAUGUUCAUGGCCAGUGAGCCAUGCCGGCUGCCCUGGCUGCAUGUGCGCACUGUGCAUCAGAGGCCACGGCCAGAUUCGGCUUUCAGUGGCGCUACGACGAAUCGGAUGUCUCGGCUUUCUGCUCUGAUGCUACUGCAGCGACGAGGCAGAGGGAGGCUACGUGCAGUCCGUGCUGGCAACGCACAGAGACGAGAGGCCAGAUCUUCCACAGUGGCUCACCAGAAGGUGGCUCUGGUGAUUGGUUUCAUUGGCUCCAGAUACCACGGAUUGCAGAUCCACUAUGACGAGGAUGUCACCGAAGCUGUGACCAUCGAGUGGCUCCUGCGAGGGGCCUUGUUGUCCUCCGGCGCUCUGGAGGAAUCCAAAGCAACAAGCCUAGAGCGCAAUGCAGAAUGGAGGCACUCCAGCCGCACAGAUGCUGGUGUCCAUGCUUGCAGACUGGUCAUCACGGCUCGUUUGGCUGUGGGGCGACCGGAUGAAAAGGGACAAUAUCCAUGGCUCGUGUCGCAGCUAAACGACCUACUGCCAGAUGAUGUAGUCGUGUUUGCUGCCCGGCUGGUUCCCGAAAGCUUCGACGCUCGGUACUCUUGCUCCUGGCGUGAGUACGACUACAUCCUACCUGCCAGUGUUUUGGCCCACCAGGACGCGACACCUAGGGGCGGUGCUGCCCUGCAAUCUGUGCACAGGCUGCUGCAAGUCUUUGUUGGUCGACACUGCUUCCACAACUUCACCCGUCUGCGCGGCAGCCGGAGCCGUCCAGGAGAGCCAACGCUGCACUCUGCGGACACCUUCCGCCGAACUGAAUCCAAACUUGAGGCGUGCGAUGCCCAAGUCUUGCAUCUCCCAGGCCCUGCAGAGGACUUCAUCCACAUUCUCUUGCAGGGCAACCGCUUUCUGUAUAAUCAGAUCCGGUACAUCGUUGGGGCUGUUGCAGCUGUGAGCGCCGGCUACUUGCCUGAGCCCUCGCUGCGGGCCGCACUGUGCAGUUCAGCCAGGUUCCGAUUCCCUGUCGCCCCAAGCUGCGGGCUGCUGCUGCGGUCCGGUGGCUUCACAGGCACCCAGCAAAAUCCUUGUGAUGUCGCAAUGGACCAAGAGCAGGUGUUCAGUCGGAUGCUGCCAAUGACUACGCGGGUUUUGCUGGAUGGACCUGCAUCAGCGGAGGCGCAGGCCUUUGAAAAGCGGGUAUUUGCAGAAGCUGCAGCUAGCUGGCAGAAGGACACUGUGGAGAGCUUCCGGCUGUCCUUGAUGCGGGCUCGGUGUCCAGACGAGGCCUUUGCAAGAGUUUUGCCCGGUGGCUUUGGUGCCGUGGGCGGCCUCGGUGAUCCUGCAUGGAAGAGGUAUUUUGUGGAGAAUGCCGUCGUUGAACCUCUUGCGUCAGCCAUGCCAACUUCAGUGUUUUUGCCACCUGGCCUCCUAGCCACACGGGCUGUUCUUGCGGACAAGACGCAGGAAGUAGCUUCGGUGCCGAUGGCGAGUCCGGGCUUUGUGUCUGUUGACAGGCCACUGGCGCUGACUCUCUUGGAGCGAGGCCUCUUUGUGGCACAGGCCGACCCGGCCCCGUGCCCAAAGCCGCGGAUCUCGGAUGUAGCUUGUGUUGCCAAGCUGGCCCGCAGCCCGAAUGGGACCGAUGUUGUCAGCAAAUUUCUCAGCUCUAACCCCACUGCAGCGCCAAUGCUGGUGUCGGUGCUUCUCCCCGAAGUGGCAUGCUUGGCCAGUCACCCCUAUGGCGCCGGCGUUGUCAGUGAGCUUUUCUGCCAUUGCCAGGACUUAAAGCUCAGUUCUGCUGUCAUUGCGCUGUCGAGCUGUUUGAAGGGCUCCUUGGUGCGCCUUACCAAAGACCGUUUCGGCUGCAGGGUCGUCCAGGCUGCCUUACGAGAGGCAAUGCCGGAAUUUCAGCAGUGUUUCGUUUCGGAGCUCCAGGGCCAAGUCCUCAGCCUCUGCCAGCACCUUCAUGCCAACUUCGUGCUGCAAAAGUGCAUUGAGCUGCUGGAGCCUCACUUGGGUGUCUUCAUGAUCACGGAGCUCAAAGACCAUGCGGUCUCAGUCGCGGUUCAUGUCUAUGGUUGCCGUGUCUUGCAGCGUUUGAUUGAACACUGUUCGCGCGAGCCACAACUUAUCGAACUGGUUGACUCUAUGCUGGGCAACGCGGAGAAUGUCGAGAAGCUGCUGAAAGACCUCUUUGGCAGCAACGUCCUCCGUGCUUUGCUGGUACAUGGCACCGUGAAUCAUGUGAAAGCGAUUUUGGAUGUACUCGGUACCAAUGUCCUCAAGUUUGCGAAGCACAAGCAUGCCUCACUGGUGUUCGAGCGGUGUCUGGAGGUGUCGAGCAGCUGCGAAGAACUUCGCCUGCCGCGGAAGCACUUGAUGGCUCAGCUGAUUCAGAGCAGCCUCUCGGGCAAAGCUCCCCUCAGCCAGGUUCUGUUGGAUCGCUUCGGCAACUAUCUGGCACAACGUGUAAUCCAGUGCUGCUGCAGCGACGAGGAGGAGAUGAUAGUGAAGCUCUUGGCGUCCUCCUGGCCAAAGCUGCAGCGCUCACCGGUGGGAAGGCACAUCAUUGUGGCGGCCACGCGAAGGUUUGGACGGAACUUCCAGGUGGACUUGGCAAGGGCACGUUUGGAAUCCUGUCCACUGUUAUCUCCGGGUGCAAGCACACAACGUGCAAAGCCCUCCAUGCAGCAGCCCGUCAAGGAGCUGCCAGUGGCGCCCACGCUGCUGAAAUUCUUGCCUCCGCCAGGCUUUGAGCACUUCGUGCAGAAAACCGUGCCAGCAAAUGCCAGGACUGGAGGGUCGCAUCGCUGCUCGCGGAAUGGGGCCGAACAGCCGGAUGGCAGCGGCCAAACGUCUCCGAGCGACACGGGCCUCCUAAGUUCAGGCCCUGAAGCUGCCGGUACCGACAUCGCAGACUACAUCGUGAAGAUUAUCAGGACGGAAGCAGGCGCGGAGGGGAUGAUCCAAUGCCUGGCCAGCGCCAGUGCUCUGGGCCUUGCUGUGGCUGUCGCAGCUGUGCUCCCGGAGCUGCCGGACUUGGCAUGUGAUGUCCACGCGUCCAAAGUCCUCAUAGCGCUUUUGGAGCGCUGCAGGGAUGUGUCACAAUAUCGGGUGAGACUCGUCCAACGUCUUCGUGGGCAUUUGCUCAAGCUGACGAAGGACAAAACUGGCUGCGUCGUGAUGCAGCGCAUGCUGGACGUAGCAGCAGUAGAGCUGCAAAGUUGCUUGCCCCUCGAACUGCGAGGCAAAGUGCUAGCAUGCAGCCAACAUUUGCACGGAAACUUCGUGCUGCAGCGAUGCGUGGAGGUUUUCCCGCCAGAGUCCCUUUCCUUUCUCAUCCUUGAGUUGAAGGGGCAUGCCGCCUCCGUCGCCACGCAUAUCUACGCUUGUCGUAUUCUGCAGCGCCUGGUGGAGCGUUGUCCAUCGCAUCCGGAGAUGCCGGAGCUGCUUCAGAGCAUCCUCCAACCCAUGGACCAGCUGGAGCGACUGUGUAAGGAUCCCUACGGAAACAACGUCAUCCGCAGCCUCCUGCUCCGAGGGUCAGGAACUGCUGCGCGCUUCGUGAUCAACGCAAUCAGCACAGAUGUUCUGAAGUUCUCACGGAAUCGACACUCGAGCUUGGUAGUGGAGCGAUGCAUCAUGGUGUCGAGUGAUGAACGUCAAGAGGAGUUCGCAUGUGAGAGAGCUGCAUUGAUGGGAGCCCUUCUCCUGGAUGGAUCCGGUGGAAGCAACCCACCUUUUCUACAACUCAUGUUGGAUCGCUUCGGCAACUACAUCGCUCAGCGGGUGAUUGAGUGCUGUCAGGGCACUGAGGCUCUCCGUGUCGAACAGCUGCUCCACAGAUCUUGGGCCAAAUUGCAGAAUUCAUCCAAUGGGAGACACAUCAUAGCAGCUGCCCGCAAGCGAUUUGGCGGUGGCGAGAUGGUCGCAACGAUCAGCUUAUAG